Messenger RNA from Penicillium longicatenatum, 1461 nucleotides. RefSeq lists its product as uncharacterized. Gene Ontology annotation, molecular function: transmembrane transporter activity. Lineage: Eukaryota; Fungi; Ascomycota; Eurotiomycetes; Eurotiales; Aspergillaceae. The record is from RefSeq and is a predicted model, not a curated record. Gene Ontology annotation, cellular component: membrane. The transcript has 3 exons. Gene Ontology annotation, biological process: transmembrane transport. The coding region runs from base 1 to 1461 and encodes 486 amino acids.
AUGACAGACACAAAGCCUCUGCCUAAGAAUGAAGUCAAGCAGGAAGUUGAGGAGGGGACUGGUAUCUCCUGGACAGCAGAAGAUGAGCUAUCUCUUCGAUGGAAGAUCGAUCUCCGUGUCUUCCCCGUCCUCAUUGUCUUGUUCAUUCUCAAUUUUAUGGACCGCAAUAACUUCGCCAAUGCCCGCCUCAAAGGUCUCCAAAACGAUCUCAAAAUGAGCGAUGUGGAAUACCAGACUUGCAUAUCAAUCCUCCUGGUCGGCUAUGUCAUUUGUCAAGUCCCUUCCAAUAUGAUCCUGAACAUUUUAAGUCGACCGAGUCGGUAUCUGUGCGCCUGCGCCGCCACAUGGGGAGUGAUUUCGGCUGCCACGGGCUCUGUUCAAAAUCCCACGGGAGCGAUUAUGUGUCGUUUCUUCCUCGGAUGCGUCGAAGCAUCGCUGUUUCCCGGAAGCAUCUACUUCCUUUCACGCUGGUAUACCAGGAGAGAGAUGCAACUGCGAGUAACGCUCCUUAAUGUUGGCAAUCUGUUGGCACAAGCCUUUGGUGGGCUCAUUGCGGCAGGUAUUCUCGGCACGAUGGAUGGUACCGCUGGUAUCCGUGCCUGGCGAUGGUUGUUCAUUUUGGAAGGAGUCAUCACCAUUACUUGUGCAGCAGUAGCGGCUUUUAUCCUACCUGAUUAUCCAUCCACCACUUCUUGGCUAUCGGCUAGGGAGAAGCUGAUUUGCCAAAACAGACUUGACUGUGACUUGGGCGGCCCGGACACGACCAACGACGAUCCCACAAUCACUACCGCGUUGCACGGGCUGAAGCAGGCAGUGACUGAUCCCAAGGUUUGGCUGCUUGGCCAUGCGUACCACUGUACGAUCAUGGCAUCGUCUUUCAGUUAUUUCUUCCCUACAAUCACCCAAUCCCUUGGCUACGGGACUACAACCACCCUGCUUCUCACAGCUCCACCUUGGAUCUGGUCUGCUAUGAUUUCGCUACCCAACGCAUGGCAUGCUGAUCGGGUAGGCGAGAGAUUCUUCCAUUAUCUUGGCCCAGCUGUGGCGUGUAUGACCGGAUACAUUGUUGCGAUGACGACAACGGCCACCGCUCCCCGAUAUAUCUCCAUGUUUUUGAUGACCAUGGGGUAUUCAUGUGGAUUUGUCAUGCUAGGAUGGAUAUCUAGCACCAUUCCACGCUCACCAGCCAAGCGCGCUGCGGCGAUCGCAAUCAUCAAUGCUAUGGGCAACAUCGGUAGUAUUCCGGGCUCGUAUAUUUUUCCUUCUAACUAUGGGCCGUACUAUGUCAAGUCUUUUGGUGCCGAGCUUGCGAUUCUCGCAUUUGCUUGCUUGUGUGCCUUGGCCCUUCGUAUGUAUUUGGCACGUCUCAACAGCAAGCUCGACCAAGAGGAGAGGGAGCAUGUUUCCCACAUUGACUCCGUGGAGUACCAGCACGUGAAGUCCUUUCGCUAUAUAUAUUGA